AUGUUGAGCGUUGACCUCCAACGUCUCCCAGAGAAGAAUGGCUGUUUCGAGAAGACGGCCGGCCAGACGCUCAAGACCGAUGAGAGGACAGCGGCGGACCUCAGGAUGGACCCCAGGGUGGACCUCAGGUUGGACCCCAGGCUGGACCUCAGGUUCGACCCCAGGGUGGACCUCAGGGUGGACGGCGGCAUUAAAGGGAAAAGACGCAAACACCACGGCCACCGCCAAGCCCGGAGCGCCUCCUUCGACAAGGAGCUCUCCCCUCGGCCGAAGAGGAAGAAGAAGAAGAAGAAGAAUAGAAAGUCUGAGCGGAAAAGGAAAAGGUCUCCAUCCUUCAGCCUGUCGCCGCUGAGGAAGAAGAAGAAGAAGAAGAAGAAGAGGAAGAAGAGUGCCAAGAAAAGCAAGCGGCACAGGUUCACCUCCAAAAAGUCAAAACACAGCAGCUCGUCCAGUUUAAAACAGAAGAGGAAGUAUGAGCGCAAACACAAGAAAAGUUCUCGGACUCACUCUCGGCGGAGGCGACGCUAUCGGAGGUCAGAGACGGACAGUUUGUCUUACCAAUCUGCUGCAGAGGACAGGCACCUGGGUCGCUCUAUGGGGCGCCCGCUACUCGGAGACCCGGAGUCCAGCGGCGUUGACACGGAGUGGAGACCUGCAACCAAGUCAGGCUAUAAAAUGGCCCCAAAAUAUGGCUCCGCCCACUCCACCGCCACCGUAAGUCCACUUCAGGACCGGCUCAGUCACGGCAGCCGGGUUUGA
Messenger RNA from Pseudoliparis swirei, 759 nucleotides. RefSeq names its product serine/arginine repetitive matrix protein 4-like. The transcript has 8 exons. NCBI's taxonomy places the organism in Eukaryota, Metazoa, Chordata, Actinopteri, Perciformes, Liparidae. The coding region runs from base 1 to 759 and encodes 252 amino acids. The record is from RefSeq and is a predicted model, not a curated record.